Messenger RNA from Trichosurus vulpecula (common brushtail), 1642 nucleotides. It is a transcript of the gene CREB3L4, whose product is annotated as cAMP responsive element binding protein 3 like 4. Gene Ontology annotation, molecular function: RNA polymerase II cis-regulatory region sequence-specific DNA binding; DNA-binding transcription factor activity, RNA polymerase II-specific. Gene Ontology annotation, biological process: regulation of transcription by RNA polymerase II. The record is from RefSeq and is a predicted model, not a curated record. The coding region runs from base 1 to 1170 and encodes 389 amino acids. The transcript has 9 exons. Gene Ontology annotation, cellular component: nucleus. NCBI's taxonomy places the organism in Eukaryota, Metazoa, Chordata, Mammalia, Diprotodontia, Phalangeridae.
AUGGAACUUGGUGACCCAGAACUGCUGGAUAUCUUGUUGGAACCUUCAGAAGACAUAACCGUGUGGGCCUUCCCAGAGCUGGCAGGCCCCUCCUCAUUCCAAGAGCCAGAGCGAACUGGACAGCAAGAUCCAGGGCUGGAAGGCUGGGAACCCGGUGGGAGCAGCAGCUGUGGCCUGCAGGAGAGUGAGCCUGACGAUUUCUUGAACCUACUCAUUGACCCCAAUGAGGUCUAUCAGUCCAGAGUUUCUCCAGGAAGUGACAGCGAUAUCUCUGAGGAGCCUGGUCAUCCAGACAGCCCCCCAGCCCCCAUGGCUCUCAGUCCUCCUGCCUUCUAUGAGGUUGUCUAUGAGACUGGGGCCCUAGAAGGGCUGCAAGGAGAAAAUGGCCCCACCAGCUCUGGGCUCAUCUCUAUCCAGCUAGGUCAGUGGAGCCCCCCACUGCUGAUCCCUGAUGCCUGCAUCAUCAGUGAGCCUCCAGCUGGUCCUCCUGCCCACCCAGAGUCCAGAGUAGGUACAGGAGUCCUGGUGCCUCCUGAGACACUGCUGCACUGCCCAGCAUUGUUCCUGACAGAUGAGGAGAAGCGGCUAUUGGGACAAGAAGGGGUAUCUCUCCCCUACCACCUACCCCUCACCAAGGCAGAGGAAAGAGUCCUUAAGAAGGUGCGGAGGAAAAUCAGAAACAAGCAGUCUGCUCAGGAUAGCCGGAGACGCAAGAAAGAAUACAUAGAUGGUCUGGAGACUAGGGUGGCUGCCUGUUCUGUGCAGAAUCAGCAGCUACAGAAGAAGCUGCAGGAGCUGGAGAGACACAAUGUCUCCUUAGUGGCCCAACUUCAACAACUCCAGGCACUAAUUGCUCAGACCUCUAACAAGGCAGCCCAGACCAGCACCUGUGUCCUGAUCCUCAUGUUCUCCUUAAUCCUCAUCAUCCUUCCCAGCUUCAGCCCCUUUCCCAGGGAACAGCCAACUGGGCCUGACACUUACAAGCCUAGUGGAGUUAUCUCCAGAAACAUCUUGACUCACAGGGAUGUGCCUGACAGCCUGAGAACCCUGGUAUCACAGUCUGGAGACAGGGAUGUCAAUGGUUCCUCAGAGGCAGUGCUGAAGGAGGGUGGGAAGCAGCCAGGCCACAGGGAGAAGGGCAGACCUGUGCAGCAUGCUGAUGAGAUGUAAGGCAGAUUUGGAAAAAGGGUGAAGGGCCUGGGAGGCCACCACAAAAAUCAUUCAACUCCUGGGAUUGAGAUACCCCUGACCACUCCCCCACCUCACCAGUCUUCACACCCUAUGGCAGCAGACUGGAAUAGGAUGUUACUUUAGAGAAACUGAGGUAGUACCCUUCCCUAGUUCCCUAACGGGGCCAGCAACUUAUUCUCCCAAUGUAAGUAACAUAAAAUAAGGUGAAGAGUUUGAGCUCCUGUAAGUGGAGCAAUUUGGGGGCAGGGAGAGAAGAGGGAUGUUGCUUUAAAAUAAACUUAUAACUUCUAUCUGGUGUAUAAACUUAACCUCCAUUUGGUUUCAUGGAUCUCCUAGUAGUGUAUACUCAGACAGACUCACUUAAGCCUCAUACACUGUAGCGGGAGAAAGGAAACAAAGUUGAGGAGACUGAGGACAUGGCUGCUUCCCACAAUCUAUUGUUUUGUUCUCA